AUGGCCACUUCGAUAGGCCCGGGUCCUCCUCCAUCAAUGGUUGAGACAACGGGGGAUCGUCUGAUAACGGUUCUUGUAGUCGUCGUUUUUUCCGCCAUCAUGUCGCUUUUGGCGCUUGGUUUGAGGAUAUGGUGUCGUUGGUCAAUACACGCACUUGGAUGGGACGACUUUGCUGCAAUAAUGUCUUCGUUAUGUAUAAUGGUAUUUGGUUCUGGGAUACUUGCGUUAAUACCCCUCGGUCUCGGCGAUUCGACGGGACAAAUACCGGCCGACAAGAUGACUGAUUUCUAUAAGUGUGCGUACAUUGCAACCUUCUUCUACGGUCAAGCCCUGUUUUGGGCCAAGAUGUCAUUUGUACUGCUCUACUACAGAAUUGUCUCGCUGUCCCACUGGCGAUGGACCUAUAUCAGUGCGAUGGUCUUUCUGGUCCUUUGGAAUAUCAGUGUUAUCUUGGUAUUUUUCUUAACCUGCAUUCCUAUGACAGCUAUCUGGGAUCCGACAGUAAAAGGGAGAUGUGUGCACCAUAAAAUGGAACUCGGGUAUAUAUGCGCUGGAAUAAGCAUAUUUACCGACUUGGCUGUCGCAGCUCUACCUCUACCUUUUAUCUGGAAUCUCAAUCUCCGUCGUUCACAAAAGAUCGCAUUGUCUGGAGUAUUUCUGUUGGGUUGCUUCUCAAUAGCUCUAAGUAUCGCGAGAAUACGAUGGAUUAAUAUGUGGUCAGAUUCAACAUGGGACAUAGUCCGACCUCAACUCUGGGGCCUUGCAGAGAUCACAUCCGCUCUUAUAUGUGCCUGUGUACCUACCUUCAAGCCUCUGCUUGUUCGACUCAAUACCAUGAGACCGCACUGCCGGAAGACGGACCGGACACCUGCUAUCCGACAUCAGCGUAGUGACGACGAAAUUGGGUUAAACAUGGAUACAAUGACAAAGGUUGCGAGUCAAAGUCAGGAUAGUUAUAAUGAAGAUCCCCAUAGGACAGUGAGGGCGCAGUCGUACGGGACCAAUACGUACAUCGAAGCCAAGCAGCAUCCUUGGAGGAAGUAG
Messenger RNA from Fusarium poae, 1044 nucleotides. RefSeq lists its product as uncharacterized. Lineage: Eukaryota; Fungi; Ascomycota; Sordariomycetes; Hypocreales; Nectriaceae. The record is from RefSeq and is a predicted model, not a curated record. The transcript is spliced from 5 exons. The coding region runs from base 1 to 1044 and encodes 347 amino acids.